GACGCGCCACUAUAUAUACUAGUCGACUUGCUAACGCAUCAGCGUCACCCUCCCCGUCCCCGCCCAAGGCACGAUCGAACAGAGAAAGAUCUGAGCGCCGCCCCGGCGAACGGCGACAUAUACAAUGGUGAAGAACCCAGGCAGCAAUGGCGUCCUCACGGCGACCGCCUUUUCUGACAACAAGCUGGCCAGGCCGGAGAGCGGCGUAGUUGGCAAUGGCAAGGCGGCGGCGAGGCCGUACAAGGGGGUGCGGAUGCGGAGCUGGGGGUCGUGGGUGUCGGAGAUCAGGGCGCCCAACCAGAAGCGCCGGAUCUGGCUCGGCUCCUACGCCACGCCCGAGGCCGCGGCGCGCGCCUACGACGCCGCGCUGCUCUGCCUCAAGGGCUCCGACGCCGUCCUCAACUUCCCCGCCACCUCAACCUCCUCGUCCGCGUCCGCGUCCUCGUCCCACCGGCGUGCUGACAAGGACGACGACCCGGCUGCCGGCGGUGGCAUGUCACCGAGGUCCAUCCAGCGCGCCGCGGCCGCGGCUGCCGCUGCGAUCGACGCCGACGCCGGCGGCAUCAGCGCCGACGACAGGUGCUCUUCCAGCGCCUGCGCGAUGACGCCGACGUCUGCCUCGCUGUCGUCGACGCAGGGCAGCAGCGAUCACGUCCGCCAGGAGCAGCACGCGACGACGACAUCGCCCGCCGCGGCCAGCACCGGCUCGCCGCCCGAGGGAGAGGAGCUGUGGACGGACCUGGAGGCGUUCGCCUCGCCCAAGUUCAUGGAUCUGGUGGACACCGGCGCCGCCGCGCCGUUCUCGUCGACGUGGGAGGAGCCCGAGGACGACGGCGAGUUGAUGAGGCUGUGGAGUUUCUGCUAGGCCUGUAAAGAUCAAUCGCUAUGCCGUGCCAGUGUGCAUGCAUUGUUCCAUAUAUUUUUUUUCUUCAACCUGUCAGUAUGACAGAAUUGCAAGGAGUACCGAGCUGGAGUAGGUGCAUGCAUGCCUCCAGCCAGCCAGCUUCCACCAAAGAUUCUUUUGUUUUUUGAUAAGAUCAAAAAGAUAAAUUUAAUUAUUUGUACUCA
This is a messenger RNA of Sorghum bicolor (sorghum), 1068 nucleotides long. RefSeq names its product ethylene-responsive transcription factor ERF014. The record is from RefSeq and is a predicted model, not a curated record. Gene Ontology annotation, biological process: regulation of DNA-templated transcription. Gene Ontology annotation, molecular function: DNA-binding transcription factor activity; DNA binding. The transcript has a single exon. NCBI's taxonomy places the organism in Eukaryota, Viridiplantae, Streptophyta, Magnoliopsida, Poales, Poaceae. The coding region runs from base 125 to 865 and encodes 246 amino acids.